ACAAUGGCUCGUAUGAACAGACCGGCCCCUGUGGAGAUCACCUACAAAAACAUGAGGUUCCUCAUUACCCACAAUCCCACCAACGCCACCCUGAACAAGUUCAUCGAGGAGCUGAAGAAAUAUGGAGUGACCACCGUCGUGAGAGUUUGUGAGGCCACCUAUGACGCCACUCUGGUUGUGAAAGAAGGGAUCCAAGUUCUGGAUUGGCCCUUCGAUGACGGAGCUCCUCCCUCUAACCAGAUCGUGGACGAUUGGCUGAACCUGCUGAAGCUGAAGUUCAGGGAGGAGCCGGGCUGCUGCGUGGCUGUCCACUGUGUGGCAGGGCUGGGGAGAGCUCCUGUUCUGGUCGCACUCGCCUUGAUUGAAUGUGGGAUGAAAUAUGAAGAUGCUGUCCAGUUCAUUCGACAGAAGCGCCGCGGAGCGUUCAACAGCAAGCAGCUGUUCUACCUGGAGAAAUAUCGUCCAAAGAUGCGCCUGCGCUUCAAAGAUUCCAACGGCCAUCGCAACACCUGCUGCAUCCAGUAGAGCCAAACCCUGAGACCCCGCCCCCUCUCCUCCCUCCCCUCCCCCGUUCAAUUUAACCUGGCUAGCUUAUUACCUGGCAGGCUUGUUUUCUUAGUCAUCGUGUUGAAGUAUCUUAUUUUGGUAAAACCAUGCUCGGUUAGUCAAACUGUCCCUUUCCCCUCUCCAGGUUCAAAAUCAAAGUGUCAAAAAAAUAAAAAAAUAAUGAAAAGAAAAUCGAGUUGUGUGAACCGGAAUCACCGUAUUUUCUCUCAAUGUGAACAAAAAAAAAAAGAAACCUGUUAAGAGGGGCAGCGCUGAGUCGUGUAUCAUUGUUAAAAAAAAUAAAAAAUGUUGGAUUAAUUGUUUGUCUGCGGAAACAAAAACCCGCAGCCCAAAGAUUCCUGAUUGGCCAGAACGUUUACAUCUCCUGAGAAUGUGCUAAAAACAAACAAAAAAAUGUGAGCAAAUUUAUUCCCCGUUUAAAUUUUUACGGUCCCGUUUCCAGAACUGACUAGAAAGAGGUUUGCCUUCCUUCCAAUCAUAUGGUUCAUCCAUAAAUGCCUUACAAUCGAAGUGGAACAAAGGCAAUGGAGGCGGGAGAACAACACCCGCCCCCCCCAGCUGGCGUUUGGAAAAAAGGUGUUUCAUUUUUCUACUCGGAACAAAAACAAAACAACAAAAAAAAGAAAUCGUUGCCUUUGUCUUGUGCAGGAAGUCUUACACUCACUUAAGCCCUUUCAGUAACUAUUUUUUAAUAUAAAAUGCUUAACUGUUGCAAUAUUUGUCAAUUGAAAGUCUAGAAUUUUUUUAUUUCUUUUCUCUAUCAAACCUUCUGUUUACUAAUUAACUGCCAUGUCCAAAAUGUGAUUUUAGUUUAUUUUUAUUUUUAUUGUUUUGCUUCAAACUGGACUUCCAACGUCUGCGAUAUUUUGUAUGCCUUUUUAUUUGAUGUUCGUAACUUAAGACUUGGAUACUUGAUGAUUUUAUGUAUUUGAAAAUGUGUACUAUUAUUAUUAUUAUUAUUAUUAUUAUUAUUAUUAGGUUGGCUAUUUAUACUAUCAAUGGAUGUGUGAUUUAGUACCGUGAGCGACAAAGUUGUACCUGUUCACCAACUUGUGAGAGUACAUUAAAUGAUACACUGAAAAACAAAGGGAGUUAAUGGGUGCUUAUUUGUCAAUGGUUAUGAAUUAUUAUUGUGGCUGUUGGUGCCUGAAUAAAAGUUAAUUCUUGACUGUGGAAAUAUUAUUUGGACAAAAAAAAUUAUCUAAAUUCAAGGUCAUUUUACCUGCUUUUUCCAUUUCAAAUUCAAAUCACAUUUAUUUGUCACAUACACAACCAUUAAUAGUAUAACAUGUAGUACAUUUUGUUAGUUUCGAGCUCUAUAAAGCAGCUAACAAAUGGGUGGGAAAAUGAUUUAACAAAAGAAACAAUAACACAAAGUAUCCGUGUUAUUGGUUGACUGAGUUUACAAAUCAAUAGGUGACAAAAAUCAACAUGCUUUGUGUUUAUUUUUAAAAGAUGAUGGAUUGCAAAUUGGUCAAGAACUCAAAUAAACAGGAUUUUAAGUAAACACAAUUUUGGACAAAUUAAUGUCAACAGAUGAACUUUUCUAUUUCUGUCAAAGUCACCCUUUUGAAAAAAAAUUCAACUUGAUACUAUGAUUCACUGCGUUGCAUUGUUUCCACCUCUGCUACGUCAGGUCCUCUCUGUAUGUGGUGU
Molecule: messenger RNA, 2223 nt
Organism: Anoplopoma fimbria (sablefish)
Lineage: Eukaryota; Metazoa; Chordata; Actinopteri; Perciformes; Anoplopomatidae
Gene: ptp4a1
Product: protein tyrosine phosphatase 4A1
Exons: 5
Coding region: 4-525 (173 amino acids)
Biological process (GO): protein dephosphorylation
Cellular component (GO): nucleus
Molecular function (GO): protein tyrosine phosphatase activity
Source: RefSeq, a predicted model, not a curated record